Cololabis saira (Pacific saury) is the source of this 4788-nucleotide messenger RNA. RefSeq names its product sphingosine kinase 1-like. The transcript is spliced from 5 exons. Bases 221 to 1501 code for a protein of 426 amino acids. Gene Ontology annotation, cellular component: membrane; cytoplasm; intracellular membrane-bounded organelle. Gene Ontology annotation, biological process: sphingosine biosynthetic process; negative regulation of apoptotic process; cellular response to growth factor stimulus. NCBI's taxonomy places the organism in Eukaryota, Metazoa, Chordata, Actinopteri, Beloniformes, Belonidae. The record is from RefSeq and is a predicted model, not a curated record.
CGCCGUCUUCUACCCGCCGCGCCGCCGCUGCUGGAGCAGCCGCGCCGCCGCCGCGGGCACGAGCACCGCCGCGGGGCCGCGCACCAGGGUCGAGCUCUGCUUCGGGGUCGCGGACCUGCAGGAGGCCGAGAGCUGGGCCGGGGCGGUCCGGGACCGGGCUGCCCGGGUACAGGCGCCCGGGGCGGGCGUCUGGCCGGGCGAGCCGGGCCGCCGGCGCCGGAUGAUGCUGCUGGUGAACCCGGAGAGCGGGAAGGGGGCGGCGCUGAGCCGCUACAACAGCCACAUCCAGCAGAUGCUGAGAGACGCCGGCGUGGCCAACACGCUGGUCAUCACCGAGCGGCAGAAUCACGCCCGGGAGCUGGUCCGAGAGGCCGACCUGUCCCAGUGGGACGCUCUGGUCAUCAUAUCGGGGGACGGACUCCUGUACGAGGUGAUCAACGGGCUGCUGGACCGGUCUGACUGGGCGGACGCCGUCCAGACACCGCUGGGGAUCCUGCCGGGGGGGUCGGGCAACGCGCUGGCCGCCUCGCUGCACCGGUACUGCGGGGGCGGCCCGGUCUCCGGAGAGGAGCUGCUGCUGAGCUGUGGGUUCCUGCUGUGUCAGGGGGCCCCGGCCCCCAUGGACCUGGUGUCGGUGCAGCUGCCCGGCGGGCCCGGCGGGCCCUGCGGCCCCGGCGGCCCCUGCGGGCCCCGGCUCUUCUCCUUCCUGUCGCUGGCCUGGGGCUUCGUGGCCGACGUCGACAUCGAGAGCGAGAAGUACCGGCACGUGGGGGCGGCCCGGUUCACGGUGGGGACGCUGGUGCGUCUGGCGUCUCUGCGGGUCUACAAGGGCCGGCUGGCGUACCUGCCGGCCUGCAGGGACCCUGGCGGCCCGCCGGGCCCCCGGAACGGCCCUGCGUCGCGCUGCGGCGGCCCGGCGUCGCCCCUGAACCCGGACUCCGUCCAGCCCCGGCGGUCCAGAGACCUGUCCGGCGGUAAAACUCAUCACAACUCCUGCCACUCCAACAACUCCCUGAAGGUGCGGAGGAGGACGGAGGCCACGCCCCCCCGUGAUGUCACAGCCCCCCCGGGCCCGCCGGGCCCCCCGGACUCGCUGCUGCCCCCGCUGGACCGGCCGGUGCCGGCCGACUGGGUGACGGUGCAGGACGAGGACUUCGUGCUGGUCCUGGCCAUGUACCAGUCCCACCUGGCCGAGGACCUGCUGGCGGCGCCGGACGCCGCGCUGGACGACGGCGUCAUCCACCUGUUCUACGUGCGGGCGGGAAUCUCCCGCGGCGCGCUGCUGCGGCUGUUCCUGGCCAUGGAGAAGGGCGCGCACCUGGCGGCGCGCUGCCCGCACCUGAGCUACGCCGCGGUGCGGGCGCUGCGGCUGGAGCCGCGCGGGCCGCGCGGCGUCAUCACGGUGGACGGGGAGGUGGUCGGGUACGGCCCGGUGCAGGCCCAGGUGCACGGACGCCUGGCCCGGCUCAUCAGCGGCCGCGGCCACAGGACGCUCAGCUGACGGAGCCGGAGCCGCCCGUUAAUCCGGUCCAGGAGGUGCCGGUACGACGACGGUGGAGACGACCGGACGAUCGGAUCUGUUUCAGUUUCAAACCUCGUAACGCGGAGCCACCGUGUUUGUUCAACACCCGGUUCUGAGAUCAAAUCCGUCUCUGCAGCUCCAUCUGAAAGCUCGUUCAGGUUCGUGAGAACCUCCGUUAUCUCUGGCGUAGCUGCGUAACUCCUCCCUCCCGCUGGUGUUUUUAGCAUCAUGAGCAUUAAAAAGCUUCAGCUAGCGUCGUGGCUGAAAACUGAACCGCUAACCGGCCGUUUCCAUGGAAACACGACGUUCUAACUGCAUAGCUACAAGUUGAGGUUGGCGUAAACGUUAAAAGUCGGCGGUGACUUGGUGCCGCGCGGCUUCAUCAGGUUAGCCUGGCGGAGCCGGCCAGGGAGGGUUGAGACGUGCAGUUCCUCAACUCACCACUAGGGGCGGUUUCUAAAGUUUAUUCUCCAUAAAAACAUUUCAGAUCAUGACAAUUGUACGGUUGGAUUAUAAAUUUGUUUUAUAAUCCAGUACGGAAGCAUAUUGCAUUCACUUGAGACAAAAAAAUCUGCUCUGUUUUUCUGAAUUAACGAGAUAAUUAUCGAGAAAAGUUUUAAUGAAAAAAAAUCGCAAAAUCCUGAGGUGCCUGCGCAAAGUCGACAAACAAAUAACAAUACCAGCUAUAGAACUUAAAGACAAGAGUAUCUCCCAACGUUUCAAACCAAAAGAAAAUUAAAACUUGAUUAAACUGGACAGGAACAUGUUUGUUUCCAUUAAAUCCAGCUCUCUAGUGAAUGACAGAUUCUUGCAAGUUGUGGGGAAUCUGUUAAUUCAGAAAAACAGAGCAGAUUUUUUUUAAUUUUAGCUCGUUAAUUCAGAAAAACAGCUCAAGUGAAUGCAAUACGCUUCCGUAAUCCAGUGCUAUAAUUAAAAAAAAAAAAAAAAUCUUAUAAAUUUGCCCAAAUUUAUGUUUUUAUUUGAAAAAUCUGCAUUAAAAAAUUUUUUUUUUAGUUAUGGCUCUGGUUAGAUGUUAGCUGUUUAGAUAGCAUUGCUUCACUUGGGUUCUGAGCUCUGACGGUAGCUCACACGGCGACGGCGCGCUAACGCUCAGCGGGUGUUGCUUCUGACGUUCCUUCAUUGUACUGUAAACGCAGGACCGGGGGUUGGGAAACGUCGCCAUGCCUUUUAUUUUCACUGCGCACUUUGAUACCACCCCCCGUUAGCACCGCGGCGUCGCAAAACAGACAGGAUGUGUCCAACAUGCGGUGAAACGACAGACGGCUGGAUUUGAUCUGAGUGAUUGUAACGUGAUAUUAGUUUAGCAUCACAGAGUAGCAUGUGCUAGCCAACUAGCAGAUAUAUCUAACUUGGUGAGUGAGCCGAGGUGGGCGAGUCCUCCAGACGCUCGUCAGCUCCUGUUCGGGGCAGAUUCUGAUUUUUAUAAAGAUUCCUGGAGGGCAGAAACACGCCGUUAGCUUCCUGCCGCUACGUCUUCUUAUGAAACGUCAUUAAGGAUUAGCUUCGUUUACACGUCCCUCCCUUAAUCUGUAAAUCUGAGGUUCAUCACACGCCCCGUUUUCCGCUCUUUAACUACGCAGUCGCCAACCAAAGGAACGUUGUUUUUAGCCCGCUAGUUAUUUGGUUUUCCGUUGCUAGCUAGCGCAGCAUGUACACUCGCACAAUUUAGCAUUUUUAAACGCAAAUGAAGCAAAAAAACACGGGAAGGAGGAGUUUCGCAUCCCAAAUAGGCAAAUAAAGGGAGCAGUGAUGUCAUCAUGGCGUAGCGACUGUUUUUACCGCCGGUAGUUUUUACGUUACCGGACACUUCGUCCAAAACCAAAUAUUUUGAUGUGUCUGAGAUCUGAUUGGACGGUUCAGUCGUGUUCUUCAUCAGACGUUAACUCAACGACCGUCUGAAACCACGGAAACCUUUUCACUGUCCGUGUCAACGCCUGCAAAUGUCAUAUCUGUGUAAACGGUGACUUUCCAAGAUGUCAGUUUCCUCCAGCGGGGUUUCCGGGUGGAUUUUUCCGGGGGGGCGGGCCGUUACGGCCCUGAAACGUGGCCUUCAGGAACCGUUACGGGGUCAGAAACAGCCCUGUAGGAGGAGAGGUGAUUCCUGAGAGACUACGUUUCCAUGCAUCAAAAUUCAGGUUAAGGUCAAUAUUCCGGUUACUGAAACAUUGGGGAUAAUGUGUUUCCAUGCGUGAGCUAACAGUUAGUCCGGUCAGUCUGGUUAUUCCGGUUAGUAACCCGUUAGUCCAGUUAGUCCGGUUCAGCCCAACAUGUUACUAAAUACCACGUUUAUCAAAAGAUUUGGUUGCUGCCAUUGUUUUUGCUGUAAAUGACAUUUUAGUAUUUUAUUUAGAAAAAUAAUCAGAUUAUUUCAGAUAACAGUUGUCUGAUUUGUCUAAGAAAAGUAACUGGCGUUCGUACAAAAUGCUGCUUCAACUUUUCUCUCACCUUCUUGUAAAUCUUCUAUCCCGGUACUUUCUACCGUCUACAAAUGCAGAAAUGUUCAUAUCCUUCAUUACAUUUAUGAAGUGAUUAGUCUCCUCCUGGUCUUGGUUUCUCCGUGUUUAGAAGAACUUCCUGGACUCAAAAGACCAGGAUUCCUUGUGAACAGAGCAUGUGCAGAAAACAGAUUCCUGUUCCGUUUGAUGGGGAUAUCCCGUUAGGCGUUUACAUGACCCAAUAUUCGGGGUUUAAAAGGAGUAACCCAGGGCUCAUAUUCGGGUUUUUAAAAACCUGAAUAUGAGCAAAUUCUGGUUAUUCAAAGGGGUUAUUGGUGUUUACAUGGCCGUGUAACCGGGUUAUUGCCAAUAUUACGGUUAGAAAAGGGUUUUUUUAUGCAUGGAAACGUAGUCACCUUCAGCAUGAACCCACUCACUCCUGUCUGGGGGGUUUGAUGUGGAAACCUGCCUAAAACCUGGACCAGGAACUAAUCCUGCAGGAACUUCCCCGGCGUCAGUGAUCAGGUCUGAUUCCUGAUCAGUUUUGACUCUAAAAGCAGGACUUUGUUCCUCAGCUGCUGAUUGAUGAGCUUCUCUUUUGUUUCCUCCGUCCCAGCAGCCCCCCCUGCUCCUCUGCUGCUGUUUUCCUGCAGACCCCCCCACUACGCCCCACUAAACCCCCCCACUAAACCCCCACUACGUCCCCACUACCCCCCCUGCAGCUCCUGCUGCAGCUUCAUGCUGCAUUCAUCACCAACGUGUCCUUAUCGCUGCAGAACCAGAGAACGUGAUGCGUCUCCGAUCUGUUCA